Molecule: messenger RNA, 1047 nt
Organism: Fusarium poae
Lineage: Eukaryota; Fungi; Ascomycota; Sordariomycetes; Hypocreales; Nectriaceae
Exons: 3
Coding region: 1-1047 (348 amino acids)
Source: RefSeq, a predicted model, not a curated record
AUGGAGGCUCCAAGAGUCCUUCUCACUGGUGCUACUGGCUACAUAGGCGGAACCGUUUUGAGCACCAUCUUGACCUCAUCCCAUCCUUCUCUCAAAAACAUACACAUCACAGUCCUCGUUCGUCGACAAGACCAAGCCGACAUUCUCUCCAGUCUCGGUGUCACUCCCAUUCUUUUCAAAAGCCUAGACGACACCGAGUUGCUCACUGAAGCAGCAUCAACCCACGACAUCGUCAUCCAUGCCGCAAACGGUUAUCAUAUCCCUUCUGCAAAGGCCCUCCUAACAGGCCUAGUUCAACGCAAAGCAAAGACAGGAAAUCCAGUGCACUACAUUCACAACUCUGGUACUUCCAACUUUGGCAAUCGGCCCGUCUCUGGAAAGUAUCUUGAAGGACCAAGGGUGUUCUCGGACAAAGAAGACAUUUACGCUUACGAAAAGUUUCGAGAGGAGAAGGAACAGUAUAAGCAACGAACCGGAGACGUCAUCGUUUUCGAAACAGGCGUUGAACUAGGUGUCGAGACGUACAUCAUCUGCUCACCUCUGAUUUACGGUUGUGGAACGGGUCUCUUUAACAAAUCAUCCAUUCAGAUUCCUAUCAUGAUCAGAGCUGCUCUUGAAAGGGGCGAAGCUAUCUACGCAGGCGAUGGUCUAGGAGUAUGGGAUCACACGCAUGUUGAAGACAUCGCCAGUCUGUACACCCUCAUCGUGGCCAAGGUCCUCGGUGAGGAGAAUAUUCAGUCAGGAAAAGACGGUUUUUACUUUGCCAAUCACGGGAGUCAGAGCUGGCUGGGUAUAGCAAAAGGUAUUGCAAAGGUAGGUCACCAAAGAGGAAAACUCGCUGCUGAACCAAAGAGUGUUUCUUUAUAUGAGGCGAGCCGGGUGUUUUUCAAUGGUGAUGAGGAUAUGACGGAACCUGCCAUUUGUUCUCAUUCUCAAACACGAGGAGACAAGAGCCGGGCGUUGGGGUGGAAGCCAUUAAAGGACGAUUCACGAUGGGAAGAGACUAUAUCUGAAGAGUUUGAUGUUGCUCUGAAAGCUAUGGGUUGA